Molecule: messenger RNA, 2965 nt
Organism: Mus pahari (shrew mouse)
Lineage: Eukaryota; Metazoa; Chordata; Mammalia; Rodentia; Muridae
Gene: Onecut1
Product: one cut homeobox 1
Exons: 2
Coding region: 382-1779 (465 amino acids)
Biological process (GO): regulation of transcription by RNA polymerase II
Cellular component (GO): nucleus
Molecular function (GO): DNA-binding transcription factor activity, RNA polymerase II-specific; RNA polymerase II cis-regulatory region sequence-specific DNA binding
Source: RefSeq, a predicted model, not a curated record
GCUCGAGCUGGCGGGCGGCACAGGCAGGCAGCAGCCGCGGCAGGCGCACGGGCCGCUUCAAGGGAGCCGGGGGCAGCAGGAUUCUAAGAAGGAGAGGGGCGAGAGGGGGCCGGGCUGGGCGGGCUAGGGAUACCGCGCUCUCCCAACAGCACGGAUCCUUUUUGGAAAUUAAUAUUAAAAGAAAAAAAAAAAAGAUAGAGGGGAAGGUGGGAGCAAGAGAGAAGGCAAGACACACACAGAGAGAGCGAGAGACACAGAUCCCCACAGUGAGAGGAAGAAAGGCCACAGUCGCAGGCAGCCGAUGUGAAGACUGGACUCCUUGCGCCCCUCGCCGCCUCUGCCCGGCCACAUCGAUGUUGCAGCCCGCUCGCCCGCAUCACGAUGAACGCACAGCUGACCAUGGAGGCGAUCGGCGAGCUGCACGGGGUGAGCCAUGAGCCGGUGCCCGCCUCUGCUGACCUGCUGGGCGGCAGCCCUCACGCGCGCAGCUCCGUGGGGCACCGCGGCAGCCACCUGCCUCCCGCGCACCCGCGUUCCAUGGGCAUGGCGUCCCUGCUGGACGGCGGCAGCGGAGGCAGCGAUUACCACCACCACCACCGCGCCCCUGAGCACAGCUUGGCAGGCCCCCUGCACCCCACCAUGACCAUGGCCUGUGAAACUCCCCCAGGUAUGAGCAUGCCCACCACCUACACUACCUUAACCCCUCUGCAGCCGCUGCCGCCCAUCUCCACCGUGUCCGACAAGUUCCCUCACCAUCAUCACCACCACCAUCACCACCACCACCCACACCACCACCAGCGCCUGGCGGGCAACGUGAGCGGUAGUUUCACACUUAUGCGGGAUGAGCGCGGGCUGGCCUCUAUGAAUAACCUCUAUACCCCCUACCACAAGGACGUGGCUGGCAUGGGCCAGAGCCUCUCGCCCCUCUCUGGCUCCGGUCUGGGCAGCAUUCACAACUCCCAGCAAGGACUUCCCCACUAUGCUCAUCCCGGCGCGGCUAUGCCCACCGACAAGAUGCUCACCCCAAAUGGCUUUGAAGCCCACCACCCUGCCAUGCUCGGUCGCCACGGGGAGCAGCACCUCACGCCCACCUCGGCCGGCAUGGUACCCAUCAACGGCCUUCCUCCGCACCAUCCCCAUGCCCACCUGAAUGCCCAGGGCCACGGACAGCUCCUGGGCACAGCCCGAGAGCCCAACCCUUCGGUGACAGGCGCGCAGGUCAGCAAUGGAAGUAAUUCAGGGCAGAUGGAAGAGAUCAAUACCAAAGAGGUGGCUCAGCGUAUCACCACCGAGCUCAAACGUUACAGCAUCCCACAGGCCAUCUUCGCGCAGAGGGUGCUCUGCCGUUCCCAGGGGACCCUUUCGGACCUGCUGCGAAACCCCAAGCCCUGGAGCAAACUCAAGUCGGGUCGGGAGACCUUCCGGAGGAUGUGGAAGUGGCUGCAGGAGCCGGAGUUCCAGCGCAUGUCGGCGCUCCGCUUAGCAGCCUGCAAACGGAAAGAGCAAGAACACGGGAAGGACAGAGGCAACACCCCCAAAAAGCCCAGGCUGGUCUUCACAGACGUCCAACGUCGAACUCUACAUGCAAUAUUCAAGGAAAAUAAGCGUCCGUCCAAAGAAUUACAAAUCACCAUCUCCCAGCAGCUGGGGUUGGAGCUGAGCACUGUCAGCAACUUCUUCAUGAAUGCCAGGAGGAGGAGUCUGGACAAGUGGCAAGACGAGGGCAGCUCCAACUCAGGCAGUUCAUCAUCCUCAUCAAGCACUUGUACCAAAGCAUGAAGGCAGAAGAACCACGGACUAGAACCUCGGUGGAAAAGCUUUAAAUUAAAUUAAAAAAAAAAAAAGUUUUUAAAGACCAGGACCUCAAGAUAGCAGGUUUAUACUUAGAAAUAUUUGAAGAAAAACAAGUGGUAUUUAUAGUCCAAAGAAACCAAAGACUGAAGCUCACCUGCAUUCUGACUUUGUUCAGAGACACAUACUUCAGCGGGGCAAGACCCGGCAGGAAAGAUGAUGGGCAAAACAUCGGAUCUCACGCCUUCAACCCCUGCACCUCACUGUGCUUGGCUGCUCAGUGGCUCUAAGCACAGUAAUGUUUGAGCCAUCGAGUGGACAUCCUUUAAGAUCAGACAUUCUUAUCUGUUCCACCACACCACAAAGGUGUGCAGUGUUUCAAUAUCACGUGUGGGUGUGGAUGUGUGUGUGUACACACACACAUCUACACACACGCAACAACAACAGUGGUUAGGGACUCAGGCAGGGCUGGUCUUCAGGAAGGGUUGCACCAUAGGAGUGUGACCAACCCGGUGUGGGAUUUCUAAGUUCAUUGGAUCUGAGAUGUGAUUUCUCUCAUCUAGCCUAGCGUUUGAACCUGCCAGGCCCACAACCUAAAUGCAGAUUCAAACCCAGCAGAGAAAAUUUGAAUGGCACCUAAACCAGUGCACUCUCUUUGUUUGUUAAGAAAUGUUCAGAUAUUUUUUAAAAGAAAAAUGAAACAAGAGUCCAUCCAUUAAAAAAAAAAAUCACCUAGGUACCAAAGAACACACAGUAUUAUAGUGCAGGUAUUUUAUUGCAAUGAUUUUAAUAACCAAAGCUAUUUUUACACAAGAUACUAUGUAAAGUUAUACUUAUGAACUGAUCUAGCUGUAAUCCACAUGCCACAUAGAUUCAGGACUAUUAUUUAUGACUCUUGAAAGCAUUUGAAAUAUGAAUUUUCAGAACUGGCAAGGAAGACGGUGGCUUCAGGGAAGCAGUUACCAUCCCAACAGAGAGUCUGACACGAUGCAUGUGGGACCCCAUAAAUGCCGCUUACACACAGAAAAGACUUAAUAAUCUACUCACAGCCGAGAAGAUGUGAGGACCCUUUCAGAGUAGGGCCCUGUAUAAACACUAGAAAACUAAGCUUAACACAAAGAUAAUUAAAUAACGAAAAUUGUCCAGAGUGAUCCCCCCAUUAAAAAAAAAAAAA